AUGGCGCCUGCACCUGAGUCAGCCCCUGCCAGUUCCGCCCCAAAAGCUGCGGACGAGACCCUCCCCGCCCAGCCGACAGAGGUUGCGGUGGAACCCCCUGCGCAGCCGGCUCCAGCGGACACAGCACCAGUCGAGCCCCCACUAGCACCGCAGCCGGCACCGGCCCAGGCGGCACCGGCCCAGGCGGCACCGGCCCAGCCAGCACCGGCCCAGCCAGCGCCCACGACGUCAACCCCAGAGGCGACCACGCCCGGUGCGACGCCGGUGGAGCCACCUGAACCGCCAGAGCCGCAGGCACCGGCAGAGCAGCCGGCGGAGCCCGCGGCGGAGACGGCCGUGCCCAUGGAGGUCACAACGGCACCGAUGCCGUCGGUGGCAGAUGUGGAAGCACAGAAUCGCUGGGCUGAGCUGGAGAACGCCUUUGUGGCAUUAGAGGCAGAACGAGAUGGAUUGAAGAAAGAGGUGAAGCUCCUCCGACAACAAUGCCUCGAGGAGAACCUGAAGGACGCCCCCUUCGCCUCUCGCGACGACGGAUCUGGAUUCUCCGGAUUCGGCGUUGCUUGCAUUGGAAGAGAUGAGCUUCAAGGGGGGUCCAAUGCAGUCCAGGACAGCAUCAAACCCCACCUCUUGACAGCCCACUACUGCCCCUCCGAUGAUGAUGGCCUGGUGGUGCUGAGCGGUUGUGUGACCACCACACAGCCAAUGCAGAACAAGGACCAAUUUACCACUCGCCUGACAAAUGUGCCGUUGUGGUACGCACCACGUUGCACGUGGCAAUUCGUGGCGCCCAUCGCUGUGUCACGCUUCGAAGGCAUCCGACAGUGCAGCGCCAGUGUCUGGGUGAAUGACACGGACCGACAUUUGUACAUGAGGUUUCACAAGAAUGCCACACCGAUGGUCGUUCACUUCUCCGGCUUGGCGUUUAGCACCCGCCGGGAAGAGAGCGCCGAACUGUCCUUGGCUCCAAACAAACUGAGAAUCUCGAAGAACACGGCGGAACUUCCUGCGGUUGAUGCCUGGAAGGAGCUGAGAAUGCUGCGGGGCACCUUUGCUGUGGAGAAACUCGGCACCGUCGAGAAGGUGGCAAUUCUGCCCGAAGGUCAUCGCCCCAAGCGCGAGGUGCGAUGCCUGGCGCCGCUGCUGAUCAAUCCGGAUCUCCAGGACAAGACUUCGCAAGAGGAGGACUAUGUUGGGAUGGAAUCCAUUGGCAUCACCGUGCAGACCGAUGGCAGUGUCUUGGUCCAGGGUGGAUACGUGCAUUCCGUCGACAAGAAAGGUCACAUGCGGAGGUUGGAGCAGAAGAAGAGGGGUCGCGUUUGCUUGGACGGCGUCCGCUUCCUCACCUGUGCGGGGUCUCCUCUGAAUGUCUCCCCUCUCUUGGAGACCAAGCAGAACACCAACAACUUCACCGCGAACAGUACAUUGAGGGACAAGUUUGCGGCGAACACUCGCAGUGCAUCCUACAAGAAAAUGGGUGAGGUGGUCGUGCUGGAAGGUGCAUUGGAGUGGGAGAAGCCCUUGCGGAACACCAAGUUGGCCUUGGCUCGUCUCCCAGAUGAUUGCCAGCCGGGCAAGCGGCUCUCCUUUUUCACUCGCGGCCGCUCUGAGGAGCGCUGUCGAGUGGACGUUGACCAGUGGGGCCGAAUCUUCUGCCCAGAGUCACCAGGCGUUUGUGGCGUGGAGCUCAGCGGCAUCAUUUUCGUAGCCUCGAGCACGCCAGAGUCGCAAGCCCCCAGGGACCAUCAAUGGGACAAUUUGGAUCUCCAGUAUGCCCAAGCACUCGAGGAUGCAGCCAUCCACGAGAACAAGCAAGUGGAGGAGUUCAUUUCACGAUGCAACAAGCACGAAUGGGAGCGGCUCAAAAGCAGGAUCAACACUGGCCACAACAUGAAGCUGCCACUGGGGCAUCUGGAGCCUCGCAGUGGUUCGAGGAUAGACACCUUCAACUUCGGCUGGUACAAUUACGCGCGGAUAGCCUGGGAGAAGAUCAAGGAGGACCUACGGAAGGAGUUCGGCAUCACCACUCCGCAGCAUCUGUUUCAGCUCCCGAAAGCGAAGCUCCAAGAGCUACUCAAGUUACUCGAGUGUAAGAAAGCCUGGGAGGAGAACAAGGAGCACCUACGGAAGGAGUUCGGCAUCACCACUCCGCAGCAGCUGUUUCAGCAGCUCCCGAAAGCGAAGCUCCAAGAGCUACUUGAGUGUAAGCCGAAGCUGGACGAUCGAGAUGUGAAGCGUUUGUUGGAACUGCAAGAAGAGUAUCACAAGUCGUGGGUUCUGAAGCGCCAACCUGGCAUGACCUACAAAUACCUGGAGGAGAUUGCGCAGGAGAUCGCUGAAGCGAUGAUCGACCGCUGGGAUUUGAUUGCACAGGUGAAAGGAGUCUUGGACAACGAUUUCAAGCUCCCUGCUGCCUUGGAACAGUUUUGGCCACGCAUUCGCAGAAAAGACCAACCGGGCAUGAAGAACCUGAAGAAGGAGAAUGGUGACAUCGAGAAGUACGAGCAGAUCAGGCAAUUCUUUUACUACCACGAGACGAAUGGCAACAGCAUGACACAUUGCAGCUUGAGAGGAAGCACUGAUACCUUCACCGAUACAGGCAAAUGGUUCUUUCCAGACUCCGUUGGCAUUCAAGAGGAGCUCUUUCGAAACAUUGCGUGGCUCUUUGACAAAGAGAUCUACCAUUACAUCUCCGAGCGGCAAACGCCUCGAUUUCCCUUUAUUGAGGACUUCGACAUCCAGGCUGAUGUCGAUUACACACAAGCGCCUCCAGGCAAAGAUCGGCCGGAUCCGCCUGACCAUCUCAUCAUGGAGAAGCCCAGGAGGGAUGGAAAUGGAUGCGUCGACGGAGACCCAGGAGAGCUCAUGAAGAAGAGGGCCGCGUGCAUCCAUAAACUCUAUUCGCAGUUUGAAGAACUCACUUGCCUGGUGUACUCCGCUUCCGGCUACAACAAGGGCAAAGAAAAGUUGAAGACCUCCUUCCACUUGGUUUGGCCACAGUUGGUGGUGGAUUCGGAUAGUGCGCCCUGGAUCCGUGAGAUCACUUUGAUGAUCUUCAAUCAAGAAUCGAAGAUCAAGGGUUCAUAUUUGCAGAGGCUGAGAGAACAUUUGUUGGGGCUUGAAAAAGGAGGGAAGGAAGACAAAAGCAACGAGUGGGAGAUGGUCUUUGACAAGACCACCAUCAAUGCUACAAAUGGGCUGCGUUUGCCUUACAAUGAUAAAGCCUCCUUGAAGCCUUUGCCAGAAGAGAAGGCCCGCAUCGAACGGGGGGGAAGUCAGCAAGUCCGCGGCCAAGAAGCAUCGAGUCUUGGAGGGAAGGCCAAGCAAAGCCAUCGGCAAGAUUCGCUUCACCUUUGGCAGAGACGAACGGGCAAACACUGA
Durusdinium trenchii is the source of this 3378-nucleotide messenger RNA. The record is from the annotation of a GenBank genome assembly. NCBI's taxonomy places the organism in Eukaryota, Dinophyceae, Suessiales, Symbiodiniaceae.